AUGGUCACACGUAUUAUUAAGAUUGGAGGUGCAUCGAUCACAGAUAAAAGUCAAUUUGAACAAGUUCGAUUGGCAAAUAUUGAUUUCAUUGUUGAUUUAUUUAAAACUAAUUAUAAAAAUUUGAUUUUAAUUCACGGUGCUGGAUCAUUCGGUCACCAUCAAGCGAAACAGUUCAAAUUAAAUCAGGGUUAUCUUGCAACGAAUGAUUAUGACAAAUGUCGUUGGGGUGUUUGUGAUACACGACGAUCACUAGGGCGUCUACAUCAAUAUCUUCUCAACGCUUUACUCGCUGCUGAAAUUCCAGUUGUCGGCGUUUCACCUUUUCAUUUCCUUGCUUCAGAUCAAUUUGAGCUAAUCAAUGAAAAUUUCCAACAUCUAUGUCAACAUCUAGAAAGACUUCUUUCCUACGGUUUUGUUCCGCUUCUCCAUGGUGAUGUUUUAUUAGAUAAAAGCAAACACUGGCGAAUAUACAGUGGUGAUGAUCUACUGCUAAAAUUAGCUGAACAUUUCAAACCGCGGCAAUGUCUAUUUUUGACAUCAGUACCCGGAAUUCUUCGAUCGGACGGAAGUGUGAUCGAAGAGUUUUAUAUAGAUGAAAAUCAAUUUGACGAACUCAAUUCCCAGUCGACUGCCAUCGACGUGACAGGUUCUAUGCAGAACAAAGUCACAAUCGCCAGUGAAAUUGUCAGGAAAAUUGACGGAUGUCAAGUAUUCAUUGUCCAAGGUGUCAGUGAUCAUUCACGGCAAAUCUUAUCUACACCAAUAGACAAUCCUAACAUUGUUUUAACCGGAUGCACACGGGUUUUGAAGAAAUAA
Molecule: messenger RNA, 816 nt
Organism: Adineta ricciae
Lineage: Eukaryota; Metazoa; Rotifera; Eurotatoria; Adinetida; Adinetidae
Source: the annotation of a GenBank genome assembly